AACCGUUCCGGAACUGAGCUCUGGUUCGGUAAGGUUAGUAGGAGUUUCGGUGCGACUCUGUGUUUUCUGCAACUUGUGGCUUAAGCCCAGAGGAAACGCAGUCUUUUCAUUCUGAAACCCUAGCCGUCCAAGGUUGGAUUUCAUAGAUUCUGGUGAUUCUCCUCAGAUGGAUACGUUGCAGAGGGUAUCUGGUACUGCAGUUGUUCAGAAAGACAUGAGGGAAUGCAUUAAUGAUAUCGAGAAGGCUGGCUUUGGACCCAGGGCCGUUGCUAGAGAUCGGAUGUUUAAGGCCAAGAGCAAGAAGAUCGGCCAGUUGUUGAAUGACUCGCGAGAUUCUCUGAUCCGUUCGUUACAUGAAACGGUGGAAGCUGAUAGAAAGAAAAAGGAUGCUGAUAUUGAAAUGAAAACAGCUCUUCUAAAUUCAGCCGGCUCGGCAAGACAAGUCAUGAGCCGGUUCCAGAUGAUAAAUAGUAUGCUCAAUGUUUUAUUUUUUAUGUUUAGCCGCUUUUUAUGUUUAGCUCUCUACUAAGGGAGUGAUAGUAUCUCCGUUAUCUUGUUUGUAUUUGGCAUGAAGCAGACAUGCAAAGGUCUGGAUUCCCACCAACUUUUAUGAUUAAAAUGAAUAAGAGCAUCCUUAUUG
Brassica oleracea var. oleracea is the source of this 640-nucleotide messenger RNA. RefSeq lists its product as uncharacterized. NCBI's taxonomy places the organism in Eukaryota, Viridiplantae, Streptophyta, Magnoliopsida, Brassicales, Brassicaceae. Bases 167 to 529 code for a protein of 120 amino acids. The record is from RefSeq and is a predicted model, not a curated record. The transcript has 4 exons.